AUGACGCUGCAACGGUGCAGUCCAAGUCCAGACCUCAACCUGAUGAAGAAGCUGUGGUUGGACCAGCUGAGCUGCACAGAAGGGCUAACGGUGACAUCAUCAGGAUGGCAGACCAUCCAAAAGGCUCAAGGAGAGGGAGUGAUUCUGGGCUGCAGGUACUCACCUGGUCCAUCAGACACAGGAGACCUGGACAUUGAAUGGUCUGUGGUCAGUCCGGACUCUACAAAAAAGGACAGAAUGCUCUUGUCGUAUACGAGCGGCGCUAGGCACCACCACGGUGACCAGGCGUUUGCAGAAGAGCUCAGCUUCGCUUCAGGUGACCCCUCCAGCGGUGACGCCUCCCUCUCAAUCCCUCGGCUGUCGCCUGCCCACAGUGCCACCUACCAGUGUAAAGUGAAGAAGUUGCCUGGGGUCGACUCACGCAAGAUGUCAUUGGUGGUAAUGGUGAAGCCAUCAGCCCCUAAGUGCUGGUUGGAUGGGGGGGAGCUGGUUGGAGGAGCGGUGUCUCUUCACUGCACGUCUGCUGAAGGCUCCACUCCCUUGGAGUACAAGUGGAGGAGAGAAAGUAAAGACCCGCUGCCUGCUGCUGCCACACAGAACGGAGAGACCGGAGAGCUGAAAAUCAACAACCAUUCUCAAAGCUUUGCCGGGGUCUACGUCUGUGAGGUGAACAAUGCCGUUGGAGCUGAAUACUGUAGGAUCUACCUGAAAGCCAAGAAGCCUCCAAACAGAGCUGGAGUGAUUGUGGGCAACACUAUGGGGUCCCUGCUCCUCAUCUUCAUCUUCCUGGUCCUCGCUGUUCUUCUUUACUGGAAGCUAAGGAUUAAACGUCGAUAUGAGAAGGAGCUCUCAAACGAGAUCAGAGAAGACGCGCCGCCUCCCGAAAGUCGUCCGGCGAGUCGGCGCCUCCAUCAGAACCCACAGCCGAAGUCCCGUCAGACGGACGUGAGCGAGGCGAAGCCUUCCAACGUGGGACGAACACGCAGCCCCUCCAGCAACAGCCGUGGACAAACACCCGUCAAAUACGCCGCGGCUGAAUAUGAAAGCAGAUACGCAGUGUGA
This is a messenger RNA of Nematolebias whitei (Rio pearlfish), 1062 nucleotides long. RefSeq names its product coxsackievirus and adenovirus receptor homolog. The transcript is spliced from 7 exons. The record is from RefSeq and is a predicted model, not a curated record. Bases 1 to 1062 code for a protein of 353 amino acids. NCBI's taxonomy places the organism in Eukaryota, Metazoa, Chordata, Actinopteri, Cyprinodontiformes, Rivulidae.